Messenger RNA from Orbicella faveolata, 1766 nucleotides. Its product is annotated as neuronal acetylcholine receptor subunit beta-3-like. Gene Ontology annotation, biological process: monoatomic ion transmembrane transport. The record is from RefSeq and is a predicted model, not a curated record. Gene Ontology annotation, cellular component: postsynaptic membrane. Gene Ontology annotation, molecular function: transmembrane signaling receptor activity; acetylcholine-gated monoatomic cation-selective channel activity. NCBI's taxonomy places the organism in Eukaryota, Metazoa, Cnidaria, Anthozoa, Scleractinia, Merulinidae.
AUGGCGCUUUUAAUCAGCAGCAUCGUCUUUAUAUGGAUCACAUUGAGUGGAUAUGGCACUGAAGGUUCAAAGGAAUCUAUAGAGCAGAGUUUAAUCAAUGACUUACUGAAGGGAUAUAAUAAAGAUGCUCACCCCAUACCAGAACAGAAUAAAAGUCAGUAUAUGGUUACGUUUGGUUUGGAAUUGGUUCAGCUCGUCAACGUUGAUGACAAAAAUCAGAUCAUUACGACAAAUGUAUGGGUAAGGCAGAAAUGGAGGAAUCUUCUUUUAACCUGGGAUCCAGAAAAGUACGGAGGAAUCAAACGUGUUCGUAUUAAUCCAAGCCUGAUCUGGAUUCCUGAUAUUGUUCUCUAUAACAGUGCUGACAGUGAGUUUAGUGGUGGACUUGAAAAGUACAAGACCAGAGUCAUCAUUGAUUACGAUGGCAUCAAUGCCUGGUACAGUCCAGCCUCGUUUCGAAGCACAUGUCCAAUCGACGUCACACAUUUUCCAUUCGACAAACAGACAUGCACAAUGAAAUUUGGUUCAUGGACGUUUGAAGUUGUUGACCUUGACAUUCAUGCUGACGUGUCGCCUCUUCACUCAACCCAGUACGUAAAGAGUGCAGAAUGGGAUUUACUGGCAGCUUCUAAGAAGCGCAACGUUCAGCGCUACGCAUGUUGCGAUUAUCCAUUCUCUGAUGUUACUAUCGAGUUCGUGUUCAAACGAAAGCCUUUGUUUUAUAUCUUCAACUUGAUAGUACCGUGCAUGAUAAUUAUGUCCAUGGUCUUGUUAGGCUUUUUUCUGCCUCCAGAGUCUGGUGAGCGCAUAACACUGAGCAUAACUGUGCUGCUAGCUAUGGCGGUGUUUCUACAACUAGCGGCAGAGAAUUUGCCACGCAAUUCUGAAAAUGUUCCCGUAAUGGGAAUAUUUUACAUAACAGUCAUGAUAGAGGUCGCCAGCUCUCUCGUAGCCACUUGUUACAUCUUGCAUAUUCAUCAUCGGAAUUCUGGGACAGCCUUAGUGCCAGUUCCUGGAUGGGUUAAGGUGUACAUGCUCAACAAGCUGGGAAAAUGCUUGGGAGUGAAGAAACCUGUUACAGAGGACAAGUACGACUUAUCAGCGGAGAUGGAUUUCAAAAAGAUUUCUAUGAUGAAAAGAGAACUGAAUAAAUGUGACAAUGGCAGUAACCACAUUAGAACCAAGCUCCUACCCGAUAAACUGCAAAUCGGAACAAGAUCAACCUUAAGUUCUCCCGAAGAGUUCUGCAUGAGCUCUUCCACUAACUCUGUUGUGAGCACGUUUCAAAAGAUGGACACGCCCCAAGGCAGAAAUGAUCACAGGAACGGUGACAGCAACAGUGCUAAGACUGCGCAAGGAGUCAUGGUAAUGGUAGACAGUAUAAAACGCCGUCGGCAAAUAGAGAAGAACCAAGAAGAAUGGAGGCAUCUUGCUAUGGUCUUGGACAGACUAUUUUUCUGGAUUUUUGUCGUGAUUAUAUUGCUUUCUACCAUUAUUGUGCUAAGAAGGGGCGUCUAAAAUGCUACUAUCCAUUCACUUUGUAAAGAGAGAUCUGCUACGACUUACGUUUCUAUGCACAUAAGUAUCUUCAUAUUGAAGAAAACCGAAGACGGAUUGGCGGACCAAAUAAAGACUUUUCAAUAUGUAGUUAAUUUCACCAUCCAUGACGCACAUAGUACCUUUUGACAAGAUGUAACAAAAUGCGUGAAUGCUGUAUGCUCGAUGUAUCCCAUAAUUAUGAUCUGCACAAGUAAAACAAUUUUUGA